CAAAGCCCAGGACUGUAACGCACUAUGGCGGGCCAACGCAAGCUCCUGAGCGAGAUCGACCGCACGCUCAAGAAGGUGAGCGAGGGCGUGGACGUGUUCAACGAGAUCUGGGACAAGGUGUAUGCAGCCACUGCGCAGAACCAGAAGGAGAAGCAUGAGGCGGAUCUGAAGAAGGAGAUUAAGAAGCUGCAGCGCUUCCGAGACCAGAUCAAGACGUGGAUUAACAACUCGGACAUCAAGGACAAGCGGCCGUUAGUGGAUACACGAAAGCUCAUUGAGCAGAAGAUGGAGGAGUUUAAAGUAUGCGAGAAAGAGACCAAGACCAAGGCGUACAGUAAGGAAGGCUUGGCACAAGUCGAACGCUUGGACCCGGAGCAGCAGGCGCGACAGCAGUCCCACGCGUGGAUCCAGGACUGCCUUAACCAGUUCAACGUGCAGAUCGAGGCGCUCGAGAGCGACGUGGAGCGUCUCCACUCAGCCAAAGGCCGGAAUCGCAACAAGGCUGAGAUCGAGGAGAAGGAGAAGCUUCUGUCCAGGCACAAGUGGCACAUUCUCAAGCUCGAACAGAUCAAUCGGCUGUUGGAUAAUGCGGCACUUGAGCCUGAACAGGUAGAUGAGCUAAAGGAGGACGUCGACUACUAUCUCGAAGCCAAUCAGGAGCCAGACUUUAUGGACACGUACGGAGACGACGACAUCUACGAGACGCUGGACCUCGACACGCUCGGAGCUGCAGCACAAGUGGCUCUCCCUACGGAGCAAGACGUGGGUAUUGACGACACCAGUUCAGCCGCUACGACGUCUGCUGCUGCUACAACCUCCAGUGGACGUGGGAAGACGCCUCGCAAGAGUGUCACGUCGUCUGUGAUUACAGGAAUCGGCCGUGCGGGUGCUGUCAAGCCUAUCGAUCUCAAGUCGUCGACUCCUAGUCGCUCUAGCAGCACAACCAAGAGUGAUACGUCACCGUCUAACGGCAUCAAGACAGACGACCUUAAGAUCGGCAAGGGACGUACGACUCCACAGCGUGCAAAGAGCGGCUCAUCGUCCUCAGAGAAGAGCUCCAGCAAGACGCCAACGCCGGUUCCUUCCUCUCCUGCAGUCGGCACACCAGCACGUAAGGUAUCACCACCCACACCUCAACGUACGCCGUCUCCGACUGUCAGUAAGGGACAAGCAGUAGGCACCAGCUCGUCGUCGUCGUCUGCGUCGCCUGCAGCAGCUAAACCGCCAGUUCCAGCUCCGUCACCGGCGCCAUCUAACGCGUCGUUGCCACCGCCAGUGCCUGCCCCGUCUCCCACUGCCAAUACCUCAGUCCCUGUCUCUGUAUCUGCCCCGGUACCUGCAGUAUCUACAGCGCCGACACCUACACCAGCAGCGAAACUUCGACCGUUGGAGGAGUCGCCACAGCUCACGGAAGAGCAGAAACAGGUGCUGCGAAUGAUCGACGAGAGCUUUCACUUCGUCCCUGAGAGCCGCGACUCGGAGAAGGCCAACCGCUACGUUCCUCGCAAUCUGUACCCGACGCCGGCGUCGUUCCCGGCCACGCCGUCCACGUUGUUCUCGAGUGCUCCGAUCUUUGAGAAACUGGACGUAGAUACGUUGUUCUUCAUCUUCUACUACCAGCAAGGCUCGUAUCAGCAGUAUCUGGCAGCACGCGAACUGAAGCGACGGACGUGGGGCUACCACAAGAAGUACAAGACGUGGUUUAAGCGACAUGAAGAGCCACAGGCCACAGGCGAGGACUACGAACAAGGCACCUUCGUCUACUUCGACUACGAGACUGGCUGGUGCCAACGGAUUAAGACGGAGUUCACCUUUGAGUACAGCUACCUCGAAGACGAGCUACAGUAAACAAAGAGCUCUGUGAG
Molecule: messenger RNA, 1865 nt
Organism: Phytophthora infestans T30-4
Lineage: Eukaryota; Oomycota; Peronosporomycetes; Peronosporales; Peronosporaceae
Exons: 1
Coding region: 25-1848 (607 amino acids)
Biological process (GO): nuclear-transcribed mRNA poly(A) tail shortening; regulation of DNA-templated transcription
Cellular component (GO): P-body; CCR4-NOT core complex; nucleus
Source: RefSeq, a predicted model, not a curated record